Messenger RNA from Catharus ustulatus (Swainson's thrush), 1393 nucleotides. It is a transcript of the gene KTI12, whose product is annotated as KTI12 chromatin associated homolog. The transcript has 3 exons. NCBI's taxonomy places the organism in Eukaryota, Metazoa, Chordata, Aves, Passeriformes, Turdidae. The coding region runs from base 1 to 723 and encodes 240 amino acids. The record is from RefSeq and is a predicted model, not a curated record.
AUGCCGCUCGUGGUGCUGUGCGGGCGGCGGGCCAGCGGCAAGAGCCGGCGGGCGGCCGAGCUGCGGGAGGCGCUGGGCGGCCCGGAGCGGCCGGCGCACAUCGUGGCCGAGGCGGAGGGCGGCCGGGCGGCGCUGCGGGCCGAGGUGGAGCGGCGGCUGAGCCGGCGGGACGUGGUGAUCGUGGACGCGGGCAACGAGCUGCGGAGCAUCCGCUACGAGCUGUACUGCGCGGCGCGGCAGGCGGGCACGGCGCGCUGCGUGCUGCACUGCGCCGGCGGCGCGGGCGGCCCCGACGAGCCGCCCUUCGAGGAGCCCGAGCCGAGCUGCCGCUGGGACCGGCCGCUGUUCGCGGUGCGCGGGGACGAGGCGCUGCCGCUGGGCGCCAUCCGCGCCGCGCUGUUCGAGAGCGCCCCGCCGCCGCCGCACCGCGCCACCCGCACGCAGCCGCUGCAGUCCUGCGGCUUCCUGCACCAGCUGGACCGCGUCACCCAGGACGUGCUGGCCGCCGUGCUGGCCGCGCAGAGGAGCGGGGCUCAGCCCGGAGAGACCAUCCGCGUCCCCGGCGUGGCCGAGGGGCUGGUGCUGAGCCGGCCCGUGAGCGUGGCCGAGCUGAGCCGCCUGCGGAGGCAGUUCAUCACCUACACCAAGAUGCAGCCCAGCGAUGAAAACCUGCCCCAGCUGGCCAGCAUGUUCCUGCAGUACCUGAGCCGCAGCAUCCAGUGAAGUGUCGCAUGUGGCACCCAGCAGUGGCGGUGGUCCGGCCCCGAAAUUCUCGCAGCGGGAAGAAUGUGCCUUCAGGGCAGAGCCUGCAGAGCCGGGUCCCGCUGCCGCUGCCGGGGAUCGGAGCGCUUGGCAGCAGCAGCUCUGGGGAGAUGGGGCCGUGUCCCUGCAGCAGCGAGCCAGCAUUGCUGGGGGAUCUCUAGGGAAGCAGUUCCUCAGCUCUGUGUUCUCCUCACUGGCAUUCUGCAAAAAGGACAGCUGCUGCUGCAUCCCUAAGCAAGUGAAGUCUCCUGUGGAGAUGCAAACCUCAGUAAUCAAAUAGUGUGGCGUGAUAGUGCAAAAGGUGAUGACUGUAGGGAAAACUUUUUCCCCCACAUUGGCAUGUGUAUGCUUGGAAUAAGAAGAUUGUUUUUCCAGAGCUUCCUCCAGAUAAUAUCAAACUACAGAAGAGACUUCAGGUCCAGAAGUGGAACAGGCUGUAUUUUUAGGAUGUGACUGUUUCAAAAAAUCUGACUGAGCCCAAGAGAUUUUCAGCUCUGCUCUGCCAAAGGGUGCUGGCUUAACAAACUCAAACUUCCCUGUUCCAGUGGUUUGCCUCUUAUGGUUAUCAUCCACAAGUCCUGGUGUGGAGCUUGCAAAGCUUUAAAGCCAAAGUUUGCUGAAUCCAAGGAGA